Striga asiatica is the source of this 3087-nucleotide messenger RNA. The record is from the annotation of a GenBank genome assembly. Lineage: Eukaryota; Viridiplantae; Streptophyta; Magnoliopsida; Lamiales; Orobanchaceae.
CAAGUACUCGCAGUCCACCAGUCUUCUUUCUUUUUGGCUGAAGAAGAAUAACCGUCACUAUAAUAAUUUCGUGAGCCUCACCUCACUUACUUUUCUUCAACCCAUCAAUGGCGUGAGCCCCAAAUCGCUUCUCAGUUUCCUUCAACCAUGGAAGCUCUCCGUCUCGUCACGAUUGCUAACCUCCCCUCAAACCGCAAACCCACAAAAUUCAAGCUGAAAAUCAGUCAGACAAAUUUCCGAUUCUCCCCAAAACCCCUACACCCGUUCUCCCUGCAACCAAUCCUCCGUUUGCCCAUCGUUAAAUGCUCUGUCAAAGCCCACCUGGACCACCACCACGACCAUGGUCACGAGCACCACCAUGAUCACCGCCAUCAUUGCCAUGGCCACCAUGAUUGCGAUACUCCGUUGACCAAAUCUCAGAAAGCUUUUCUCACCUUUGCGCAGGUUGUACGGUGGCCUGAGCUAGCCGGCUUCCUGAGAGAGCAUCUGGAGCUAUGCUGCUGCGCGGCUGCGCUCUUUCUAGCCGCCGCCGUUUGCCCGUACUUUCUGCCCAAGCCGGCAGUCAAGCCUUUCCAGCAGGCUUUCACUCUCGUCGCCUUUCCCUUAGUUGGGAUUUCGGCGGCUUAUGAUGCUGCCAUGGAUAUUAUGGGUGGCAAAAUCAACAUUCACGUGCUUAUGGCUCUGGCGGCAUUUGCGUCCUUGUUUAUGGGGAAUGCUCUGGAAGGUGGAUUGCUUUUGGCCAUGUUCAAUCUGGCUCAUAUUGCGGAGGAGUAUUUUACGAGGAAGUCCAAGAUUGAUGUCAAAGAACUGAAAGAGAACUAUCCUGAAUUUGCUCUUGUUCUGGAUGCGGAGAAUGAGAACACUCCUAGUUUUUCAGAAUUGAUGUACCAUAAAGUCCCUGUGAACGAUUUGACAGUUGGAUCGUACAUAUUGGUGAAAGCUGGUGAGUCGGUGCCAGUGGAUUGUGAUGUAGUCCAAGGCAGAUCAACUGUUACUAUAGAGCAUUUGACUGGAGAGGUUAAACCUGUCGAAAAGAAUGUUGGAGAUAGCAUUCCUGGUGGUGCUAGGAACCUGGAUGGUAUGAUGAUUGUUAAGGCAAAAAAGACAUGGAAGGAAUCUAUGCUGAGUAGAAUUGUGCAAUUAACUGAAGAGGCUCAGCAGAGUAAACCAAAGCUCCAAAGAUGGCUAGAUAAGUUUGGUGAGCAGUACAGCAGAGCAGUUAUAAUUUUAUCUGCUGCCAUUGCAUUGAUGGGGCCAGUUCUCUUUAAGUGGCCUUUCUUCAGUACACCAGUUUGCAGAGGAUCAGUUUAUCGGGCAUUGGGACUUAUGGUAGCUGCUUCACCAUGUGCACUGGCUGUGGCACCUUUGACAUAUGCAACCGCAAUUAGUGCUUGUGCAAGAAAGGGGAUCUUGCUUAAGGGAGGUCAUGUCCUAGAUGCACUAGCUUCAUGCCAUAAUAUUGCGUUCGAUAAAACAGGGACAUUAACUACUGGUGAAUUUAUGUGCAAAGCAAUUGAACCAAUACAUGGACAUAAUAGCAACAAAGAGAAACAAAUUGCUACUUGUUGUGUACCUAGCUGUGAGAAAGAAGCUCUUGCUGUGGCUGCAGCUAUGGAGAAGGGGACUACUCACCCUAUUGGAAGGGCUGUUGUGGACCAUAGUGUUGGGAAGGAUCUCCCUCCAGUUUCUGUUAAGAGUUUUGAGAAUCUUCCUGGCAGAGGUCUUCUCGCAACAAUAUCUAGCAUUGAGAUUUAUGCUGUAAUUGCUAUUGACCUUGCUGCUGUUUCUGAAUCUUUUUGCUCAUUAAAGAAAGGGUUUGGAGGCGGUAGACCAUUGACAGCUUCAAUUGGUUCUGUGGAGUACAUCACUUCUCUUUUUAUGUCUGAUGAUGAAUCAAAAAAGAUCAAACAGGCAAUUAGCUCUUCGUCUUAUGGAGAUGACUUUGUUCGUGCAGCUCUUUCUGUCAAUAAUGAGAAGGUGACUCUAUUUCAUUUUGAAGAUAAGCCUCGAGCUGGUUCUUUGGAUGUUAUAAAGUCAUUGCAAGAGCAAGGAAAUUUACGUGUUAUGAUGCUUACCGGUGAUCAUGAAUUAAGUGCAUGGAGAGUGGCUAAUGCAGUCGGCAUCAAAGAAGUUCACUGCAGUCUCAAGCCGGAGGACAAACUUUAUCACGUGACAAGUAUUUCAAGAGAUACAGGUGGGGGCUUAAUUAUGGUAGGUGAUGGUAUUAAUGAUGCACCUGCCUUGGCUGCAUCAACAGUGGGCAUUGUUCUAGCCGAGCGUGCAAGUGCAACUGCUAUAGCUGUAGCCGAUAUCCUUUUGCUGCAAGACAAUAUCUCAGGAGUUCCAUUCUGUGUGGCCAAAGCUCGUCAAACAAACUCCUUGGUCAAGCAAAACGUGGCACUUGCUUUGUCCAGCAUUGUUUUGGCCUCUCUUACGUCUGUUUUUGGGGUUUUACCACUUUGGCUAACUGUCCUUCUCCAUGAAGGAGGGACGCUUAUUGUUUGUCUGAAUUCCAUUCGUGCUUUGAAUACCCCAUCGUGGUCUUGGAAGCAUGACCUUCUGCAACUUGUCGACAAAUUACGGUCACUCGUUUUACGCUUACUGAAGCAUGAUGCUGAUCAUGACACCAUACAAGCUGCACCUCUUUAAUCAAACUAUUUGCGUUCUUUUCGGCUAGUUUUGGCAAAUGGGUUGGUGCAAAUCAGACUUCUUUCUGAAUUGUGAAUAGAUAGAUCCAUAUUACGGUUAGGUAUAACCAAAGAAGGUUAAAGUCCUUUUGACGCCGGUAAUUUUUACGAGGAAGGUGCUUUUGAAUGUUUCUGGUUGUGAGUUUUUUGCUUCUUGAACGAGUAUCUGAGAAUGGCAACCUAUGAUGGUAGCUCAUUGUAUGAAGGGGACAGAUCUUUUGUGUUGGCGGUUGUUAUAUUGCUUUCCUUAUGAAGAAGCCUCGAUCUAGAGCAAAAUUUGGUGUUAUAAUGCAAGAACCGAAUCGUAGGAUUAGGAAUAGCCACUCGAUGGAUUAGAUGAUUAAGAGGGUGUUUGUUUAUUAAAAGUUCAUAUCAUACUCAAUUCAUAUUUAAAUUUAGC